AUGGACGAAGAUAAUACAUGGAUCGAAUACCUAUCCGUGGGAGCUAACAGACACACAGCCGUGGCGGACUGGAGCCAGGAUGGCUUGGUAGCUUUCGGUGCUGACUCUAACAUUGCCUUGUGGCGGCCUCAUGACUCGCAACCGAGAGGUGUGACAAGUCUCUUAUCAGGACACAAGGACACUGUGAAAGCCAUCAAGUUUCUCUCUAGAAGCGAGGGCGAGGGCGAGGGUGCUCAGCACCGAACAUAUCUUCUUAGCGGGGCUGACGACCACUGUCUGAAGAUAUGGUCUUUGUCACGCGAUGGUGUCACUGAGUGCAUCCAGACCUUACAAGAGCACACGGCAUCAGUAAAUUGCAUAGCAACCGUGUAUGAGCGGAAAGGAAGGAGAAGAAGUGACUCCUCUACCGCCACCAUUUUCGCCACAGGCGCUGCUGAUGCAUCGAUUAAGAUAUGGGCUUUUGACGGGAGAGAGGCGCGGGUGGUACAGACGAUCAACCCCAAGCCCAAGUUCUUCCCCUUGGCGAUAGCUCUUAGUAGGCUUGACGAAAGCGGCGAAGCUUUGGUCCUUGCCGCGGCAGGAACAAGAGAUAUAGUCCAGAUUUUUGUCGUUGAAUCAAUUGCGAACCCCGAGUUUCAGCUGCAGGCUACACUGACAGGCCACGAGGGCUGGAUCCGAUCGCUGGAUUUCACCUGGGAGAAGGAUAAUGAGGGAGAUGGCAUGGGUUCAGAUUUACUCCUGGCAUCUGCCAGCCAAGAUAAGUAUAUACGUCUUUGGCGACUGCACCAAGGCAAAGAGCUACCCGCGGCCGUAGCUAAUGGGGCUGAUCCCUCACUGGGCGCAUAUCUACCGGGAAAGUCUCCCUCCAACAAAGCCCACAGACUCAACACUGGUGGCAAAGAUUAUACUGUUACGUUUGAGGCUUUGCUUCUUGGUCACGAUGAUUGGAUAUACAGCGCGAAGUGGUAUACGAGCACGGAAACCGGGAGAUUACAACUUCUAUCGGCGUCGGCGGACAACACGCUCGCAAUAUGGGAAGCGGAUCCGUCAUCCGGAAUCUGGGUGACGAAUGUGCGACUGGGGGAGAUUAGCCGAGAGAAGGGUGCCACGACAGCAACUGGGAGUACAGGCGGGUUCUGGACGGGCCUUUGGUCGCCGGACGGCAUGUCGGUGACGUGCCUGGGGCGGACCGGUUGCUGGCGAGUAUGGAACUACAACAAAGACGAGGAUCAAUGGACGCCCCAGAUCGGCAUCAGCGGGCACACGAGAGCUGUGACAGGAAUAGCAUGGGCUAAGAACGGCGACUACCUACUCUCCACAGGUGCCGACCAAACCACACGACUGCACGCGAGCUGGAAACGGGACAACAACAGCACAUGGCAUGAAAUGGCCCGUCCCCAGAUCCACGGAUACGAUCUGAACUGCAUCGACUCUCUCGGAAGCUCGCAGUUCGUGUCGGGCGCCGACGAGAAGCUCAUGCGCGUCUUCGACGAGCCGAAAGCCGUAGCCAAGCUCCUAGGCCGACUCUGCGGGAUCAACGACAGCAGCACGGCCGUGGACGCGAUGCCCGACGCCGCGAACAUGCCGGUCCUAGGCCUCUCGAACAAGGCCAUCGAAGCAAUCGACGACGACGCGGAGAUAAGCACGUCCGCGAACCCGGAGACGGACCGCGAGGCGCUGGAUCCGGGGACGACGGUGCGCAAGUCGGCGCUCGAGAUCGACCACCCGCCCUUCGAGGACAGUCUCUCCCGGCACACGCUCUGGCCCGAAACGGAGAAGCUCUACGGACACGGGUACGAGAUCUCGUGUCUAGCCGUGAGCCACGCGGGCGACCUGAUCGCGAGCGCAUGCAAGGCAAGCUCCGUCAACCACGCCGUGAUCCGCAUCUUCGAGACGCGCAGGUGGACCGAGAUCAAGCCGCCGUUGACAGCGCACUCGCUAACGGCCACGCGCCUCCGGUUCUCCCCGGACGACCGGUAUAUCCUGAGCGUGGGGCGAGACCGGCAAUGGGCCGUCUUCGAGCGAGAAGAACAAGGUGUGCCAAAGAACGGAGACGAGGGCGAUAAUACCGCACCUGAAGACGCAGCGCCAAGCUACAAGAUACUCCAAGCGAACCCGAAGGGCCACACGCGCAUGAUCCUCGACGCUGCCUGGGCGCCCUCGCAGCCACAAGUCUCGUUUGCGACGGCAGGCCGCGACAAGUCGGUCAAGCUCUGGCGGCGCGGCGAAGGGGAGACGGAGUUCGCGUGCGCGGCGACGAUCGCGGAGACACACUCGGUGACAGCCGUCGACUUUCACCCGCGCCCGGACAAAGACGGCCGGUUCGUCCUCGCCGUCGGGACUGAAAUUGGCAAGAUCUCGAUCCACAUCCUAGACCCGAGGUCUCUGACGGCUGUUUCGAGUUUUACAUUACGAGCUGAGCUCUGCCUCGCAAAACCCGUUCUGCAACUCUCCUGGAGGCCGCAAACAGAUUCUAGCGAGCUGGCCGUGGCGGGAGACGACAGUUCACUAAGGAUAUACCGCAUCUCCGACGACGAGAAAUGA
Xylaria bambusicola is the source of this 2544-nucleotide messenger RNA. RefSeq names its product WD40-repeat-containing domain protein. Gene Ontology annotation, molecular function: protein binding. The transcript is spliced from 3 exons. NCBI's taxonomy places the organism in Eukaryota, Fungi, Ascomycota, Sordariomycetes, Xylariales, Xylariaceae. The record is from RefSeq and is a predicted model, not a curated record. Gene Ontology annotation, biological process: tRNA wobble uridine modification. Bases 1 to 2544 code for a protein of 847 amino acids. Gene Ontology annotation, cellular component: elongator holoenzyme complex.